Messenger RNA from Symbiodinium pilosum, 636 nucleotides. The record is from the annotation of a GenBank genome assembly. Lineage: Eukaryota; Dinophyceae; Suessiales; Symbiodiniaceae.
AUGCGCCCCCCACAAGGCAUGAUGCAACAGCUCAGGAUACCCUUGGCGCCUUACCAGAAGGGCCAAACAGCUGCCUACAAUUAUCCGGCAGUUCUCGUACCGCGCGAACUUGCCAAUCGUUUUCCCUUGGACAUGUACGUAGACCCAGUGUUUCAGACUUCGGAUGCGGCGCAGCGCAUUCGGAUGAGGGGCUUUACGCUCUUCCCGAGAUUGCAGGGAAAGACAACGCUGCUUCUGGUCUUCUCUGGGCAGCCACUGAGCGGCUUAUGGACGGGCCUUCGCCAGUGGAUCGAUGCAGUUGCGUCUGACUUCAACGCAUUGCCCAACUCGCAGGUUCUCAAGCUGCACUGUGAGGAGGGCUGGUUCAAUCGCAGAACGCAUCAGCUGACAAAGUUUCAUUUGCGACGUCAGGUCGAUGAAAGUGAAAUUUGGAGAACAUUUGUGUACCGGGGCAAGUGGAAGUGGGAAUAUGAACGGGCCCUUCACUUGUACAAUAAGGAGCUGCCUGUGGUGCUCUUGCUGGAUGCUGUGGGUUAUGUGAGAUGGCAUGCUGUGGGGCUGCCUACUUCAGAAGCAACAGCGCUCUUCAAAUCGCUGUCCCGGAAGCUGGCCCAUCAAAAGCAGGAUUUUACCUGA